Molecule: messenger RNA, 1803 nt
Organism: Entamoeba nuttalli P19
Lineage: Eukaryota; Evosea; Mastigamoebida; Endamoebidae
Product: Rho guanine nucleotide exchange factor, putative
Exons: 1
Coding region: 1-1803 (600 amino acids)
Molecular function (GO): guanyl-nucleotide exchange factor activity
Source: RefSeq, a predicted model, not a curated record
AUGGAAACGAACAAUUUAGCGAAGUUUUUAAUGGGAAUAUUUGAAGGAGAAGAAUAUGAACAAGUUGUUUUAGAAUUGACUAAAGAAGAGAUUGCCGUUUCUACUGUGAAUGAUUUAAUAGCCAUAGCAAAACAUUUUGAUGAAUUUGAUUUAAAAUUGAGUGAAGAGCAAAAAAAGAAAAUACAAGGAGCGAUUAAUGAACGAACAAUGAAAGAAAAAAAAGGAGAAAAAAAAGAAGAAAAUAAGAAACGACUAGAAAGGAUUCAAUACAAAUAUUUAAUGGAUUACAGAAAUUGGACAGCAUUAAUGUUUGCACAAUUCUUAAUGUAUAAUAAAAUUAAUAAAAAACAAGCAUUCUUUUUAGCCACUGAUAUUUCACCAACAGAAUUUAUUGAAAAAAAAGAAAAAGAAGAAGAAUGGAUUUCAAUAAAAGAAAAAAUGAAGAAAGAAUUAGCUUCAACUAUUAUUACACGAGCAGCUAGAAAAUUAGGAAGAGAAAGAAUUAAUACACAAAUGAAUAAACGAGCUAAUACAAUUAAAGAAAUUAUUUCAACAGAAGAAAGUUAUAUAGAACAAUUAAAUACUGUAAUUAAAUUUGUACUUAAUCCAAUUAAGAAAGAAUCAAUUUUAAGUUCAGAACAAAUUAAAUUAAUUUUUAGUGAUAUUACAACAAUAUAUUCAGUUAAUGAACAAUUCUUAAAGUUAAUUAAGAGUUUUGAAUGUCAAGAUUAUGCAAAUGUCUUAAUUGGUCAAAUCUUUAAUCAAAUGGGACCUUUAUUUAAAAUGUAUGCAGAUUAUUGUAUGAAUUAUCAUGAAUCUGAUAUUCUUAUUCGUCAAAUGGAAGCAGAACAUCAUCCUUUUAUUUCUUGGUAUUCAAAACAAGUUUUUGAGAAUGCUUCUCCUCAAUAUAAAAAGUUUAAAAUUUCAGCAUUUUUGAUUACUCCAGUUCAACGACUUCCUCGUUAUAAACUUCUUUUAGCAGAUCUUCUUAAAUAUACUCCUGCAUGUCAUCCUGAUCAUGAAAAUGUUAAACAAGCAUUAAAACUUAUUACUGAAGUUACUAUCACUGUAAAUAAUAAUACAAAGAAAAGAGAGAUGUUUGAGAAAAUGAAAGAAUAUCAAAUGAGUAUUACUAACCUUCCUGAAGAUUUUAAAAUUAAUAAUGGUUCUAGAGAAUUACUUGCUGAAGGAAAAGCAUUAGAAAUUAAAAAGAAAAAUGCUAAACCAAUGGCAUUAAUUUUAUUUAAUGAUUUAUUAAUGGUUUGUGAAUAUAUUGAAAAAGGAGUGUUUACUAAAACUCAAAAGAAGAAAUUAAGUUUUAACAAUACACUAAAAUUACUUGAUAUGUCUUUUGCUGAAGUAAAAGAAAAUGAAAUUGAAGCAAAAGGAAUUCAAGUAGAAAUGUGUCUUGUUCUUAUGAUUUCUAAACAGAAAUUUAUAUUUUCAUUUAUUAGUAUUGAAGAAAAAGAAAAAUGGUAUGAAUAUUUAAGUAAUGCUAUUGAAAAAGAAAAAAUUAAACAACAACAAUUCGAAGCAAGAGCUAAAACAGCUGCAAUGGAAAAAGCUGAAAUGGCUAGAAAUUUGAUUCAAAAUAAAUUUAAUACUUUCAAUGCAGGUUCUAUGAAAACUCGUUUGUUAAAUAGUUUAUUUCUUAAUAUUUUUAUUAUUUAUUUAUUAUUUAUACUAAUUCUAUUUAUAGGAAGAUGGAAAGAUAGAGGAGCUUCUGUGGCAUCUAUGUCUUUUGCUGAAAAGUAUAGAAUGGCAGAAGAAAUUAAAAACAGUCUUGAAGCACCAUCUGAAUAA